ACCCAGGAGAGGAGGGGAAAGGAGUGUUCCAUGCGGUCACUGGGCCAUGGACCAGGGAAGAGCCCUUAGCUUCACUAGACACAUCGAGACCACUGCAAGGAGGUCGGAGCCAGACUGCCUAGGAUGAAGCUCGUCACUGUGGCCCUGGUGUGCCUGCUGCUGGCUGGGAUGUGGAUGCACGAGGCAGACAGCAGAAGCAUGCACGUUUCGUCCUCCAACUGUUGCUUCAGGUUCGUGAAGAGAAAGAUUUCCUCGCAGAAAAUCCAGUGUUACAAAUACACCAGCUCCACGUGCUCCCACAGUGGUCUAAUACUCAAGCUGAAGGGAGGCAGAGAGACCUGUGUCUUGUCACAAGAAUCAUGGGUUAAGCAAUCUUUAAAACCCGUGAAAAUGUGCCUGCUGCAGUAAACGCGAGCAGAUGUCUUUCCAUCCUCGACUCUGAAAACCACGUGGAUUCACUUGUCCCCUGCCUAAGCCCCCAACCCUACACCAGUCCUUCUGCCCAGCUUUGUAAGAUUGUAGAGGGUUGACUCCGUCUCAAUAAGCUAUGUUGUUGCACUUUAUAUAUUUAAAUGCCAGGAUCUCAAUUCCUGCCUCCCUGGGCUUCUCGGAUUCCACCGGAAUUUCAGGGUGUGAACUUGAUUGUCACUGAGAAGCUGGGGCCAGGGGCCAGGUGGGUGGGGAUGGGGAAGGCAUGUUGGAACCAGAAGAAUUGACUUCUCAUCAACAACA
Suricata suricatta (meerkat) is the source of this 732-nucleotide messenger RNA. It is a transcript of the gene CCL1, whose product is annotated as C-C motif chemokine ligand 1. Gene Ontology annotation, molecular function: chemokine activity; CCR chemokine receptor binding. The transcript has 4 exons. Gene Ontology annotation, cellular component: extracellular region. Gene Ontology annotation, biological process: positive regulation of GTPase activity; neutrophil chemotaxis; chemokine-mediated signaling pathway. Lineage: Eukaryota; Metazoa; Chordata; Mammalia; Carnivora; Herpestidae. The coding region runs from base 124 to 408 and encodes 94 amino acids. The record is from RefSeq and is a predicted model, not a curated record.